GUAGAAUUUAGUUUAAUAUCGAAUGAAACACAAAGGGGGUAACGGGUCUCUCUCAUCUGGUUUCAUUCAAAGUGCUGGUAACUCGAGUCCUUGCACUAAUUCAUUGGAAUAUAUUUGGUCUGUCUACCAGUGCGCGGCCCACACGCACACAACAGUCAACAUGUUAAAGUCAAAGAGUUAUUUUUUAAGUCGUAACAUUGAACUUGCUGGGAGGAUAUGUUGAUUUGGAUGUGGAAUUGAAUUGUGGCACCUAUUUCAGAUAUUGUUGAAGACCAAGUUAUAAAAUGAUGAGCCACCACCAUGGAUCAAAUUAUCGGUAGAAGCAUCCGACUUUAUCAAUUGAUGUGUUCAUUUUUAUUCAAAGCAGCACUCUUACAAGUUGAUGCAGAGCCUGGCACAUUUGAUAAUACACCGGUUGAAAUUUUGGAUGUGGAAUGUUAGGGCAAUUACCGUAACUCAACUGAUGGAUGCCUAGACAAUUUAAUUUCAAUGCCCUGGGACUGCUUGGAAAUAUUUUAUUCCUAAAAUCUUGCCUUUCGUCUUGGUUCCGGGUUUAAUCUUUGUUUUUGUUUUUUGUCAUGCACGGUGGUGGUUGUUGUCCUUGAGGAUCUUUGGUUCACUGUAUUUGUAAAAAAAAAGUAUCGAGAUGUUCUCAUCCACGAGGCAAGAGGUUGAGAAGGACGAGUUUGCCAAAGAGCGGGCCAUCAUGAAUGAUCUAGAUGACAAUGGAUGGAGUCACAUCCAUCAUGCUGCUUUUCAUGGCUAUAUCAAGUCUAUAGAGAAGUUUGUUGGAGCCAGCGAAGACCAGCUGGAGUUCCCUACCAACGAUGAUAAGCUGAUGACCCCAAUCCUCCUGGCUGUUGAUAGCGGGAAGCUGGACACCGUGGAGUGCCUUGUGAAGCUUGGAUCUGAUCUGCGUUACCAAAACACCCAAAACCAGGGUCCAGUUGAGAUAGCGGCUCUGAAGCAGUACAUCGAUAUCCUGGAAUACUUCAUCAAGUUUGACCACAAGGACCUGCCAGUGUGGCCCAAGUUGAUGAAGUUCAUGGGUUCAGACAUGGAUGAUGAGGCGGAAGCAGCGGGGAAGAUGCUGGUGAUCUUGACGAAGCCUUCAGAAAAGGGAUUGAAUCCAUACUGGGAGCCUAUUGUGCAGAAUAAUGGGGUUCCGGUCAUAAUGAAGGUCAUCAAGUCCAUGAUUUGUGACAAAGCAAAACUGUAUGCCUUCACAAUCCUCUUGAAUAUAAUUGAAGAAAAAGUGGUUAAGGAACAGAUAGUGAAAGCUGCGGGCAUCCCAACAGCAUUGAAGAUGAUUACUUCUACUGACAGAGAGAUGGUGUAUGCCUCUUCAUGCAUAUUGUGUCAUUUAUCCAUGGUGAAGGACUACAUUGACAGCAUGGUACAGAAUGGUGCAAUCCCAAUAUUGGUUAAACUAUGGCAGACGUGCACUGACACAGAGAUACUAGUGCAAGUAACAGAAACUGUCUCCCAGAUUGCAAGUUCUAAUGCAGAUUAUCAGAAAACGAUAGGUAACUCAUCAGGUGCAUUGACAGCUGUGGUUGGACUGUUUGAAAACAAAAAGUCAAAGUCACUUCUGCUAGCACUCACACGGGCUGUACGCAAUAUAGUAUGUAAGAACGUGGAUAAUCAGAAUAUGUUUGUCGAUGAGGGAGGAGCGUCGGCUCUGAUAUCCCUUGCCAAUGAAAAGUACAAUGACCUUCAGCUGAGUGCCAUCAGUGCCAUACACAUGUUAGCACAGGACAAUCCUCACACUCAGAAGAUCAUCUUAGAAGAAGGUGGUGUUAUACCUCUAAUGCAGCUCCUCAAGAGGAGUGGCUCACCCAACGUCCAUGUCUGCACAGCCAGUGCUUUGUGGGCACUGGCAGGAGAAGACAUCGAUGAGAGGCGGUCCAUGGCCAGCAUGAUUGGUGUUAAUCUACUCAUAGACUUUCUUAAUGCGCAGGCUGAAAAUGACAUUCUCCACUACAUAGGAGCGGAAGGAUUGGCCGUCCUUGCCCAGGGGGCCCUCAACAAGCAGGACACUAUCGCCAAUGCAAAUGGAGUUCAACCCUUAGUCAGACUGUUGCGUUCACCAAAGGAACACAUUGUCCUCAGCACGAUAAGAGCUCUGAGACAUCUAUGCAUAGGAAUAGGUUUCAUACCGCAUGCGAAGAACCAGGCAACCAUCCUUGGAGCUAGGGGAAUACGAUAUCUAGUUGCUCUCAUGGUACAUUCUAGGAACGAGCUGGUCAGAGUAGAGUCAGCAUUGAGUCUUGGUUACUGCAGCAUUGGCAAUUCUGAAGUGAUGAACGAUAUCAGUGAGAAUGUAGACUUUGAUUACAUCCAUAUCCUGCGUAGGCUUCAUUCGAGUGACAACCUUGUGCGUUUACUCGCUGGGAGCGCAUUAGCUGCCUUUGCAUACAACAACGUCACACAACAGAAAGAGAUUGCCGAGUCAGGAGGGAUUCGUUACCAUUCCUUUGUCCCAUUUCUGGAGUCUAAUGACGAGUUCUUUCGCUGCAAUGCUGCUUUUCAGGUUGUUGUAUUGGCUCGCAUCAUCCCCGAUGAGGACCAAGCUACAACAUCAGCGAUUGGUAUCAAGCUCCUCGUAGACCUUCUUCAACAAUCCAAGAAUCCUCUCAUUCUAGCCCUUACAGCGGAAUGCAUAGCGAGGCUUGCUCAUACAAGGGCAGGAGUUCCUGCUGCAGUUGUAUCCAUCAAAUCUGUAGAUGUUUUAUGUCAGUUGAUGCUUGCCGAGAAUGAGCAAGUGAGAGGAUCUGCUGCCAUAGCACUAGGAUAUCUGAGUUUCAACCACAAAGCAGAAAGAGAGAUGCUCAACAGAUGUAGACAGGAUCCUUACCUGUUCAAGGUGUUGAAGUACUACACUCAGAACUACAGACUCUCUCAAGCAUUCCUAGAGGCUUGGAAGCAUUAUCAACACAUCGGUCUUCCUCCCAUAGAUACUGCACAGAAGCCUUGUCUGGUUGGCAAGAAGAAUAUUCCAUUCCUGAGCAAUAUCAAGAAUCCAAAUGGACGUCGGUUCACGAUACUGAGCUCUGGGGAGGAGAGUGGACUGAGUCACCAUCUAAGUUCGCCCAUGAACCCGUCGAGUACCAGCUAUCCUGAUGACGCUACCGUCAUAACCGACAAUCCCACCAACAGAGGGGGUAGUGUCACUUUCGCCAGUGGGACGGAGUCCCGUAACCAUCGCAGUGUAAGUAAUUAUUCCCAUAGAGCGCCCUCUUCUGCCAGUAAUCAUCACAAGCAGUGGAGUCACCCAUCGACUGCAAAGAGUCUCAUCUCGGAGAUCUCUGCAGGAGGAAUGUCUAUGACGUGACAGGUGAUAUUUAAUUCUGAUGUAUUUGUUAAAAUAUAUAUUUUAUUUUUUUCUGUGCUGUUAUGAUAACUGCUGCCCUUACCAGUCCUCUACAUUCCAUAUAUCACCUGUUUCACACAGCUUAAAGGGGAUGUCCAAAAAAUGUCAAGGUAAUUUGAUAAAAGCUGAAAAGGAGAGAAGCAUAUUAGAGGUUUAGAGAAAAUCAAUCAAAGAAUUAUAGAAUUUUAUAGAACUGUGGAUUUUUAAAAUUUUAAUAUGGUGAUAUGCAAGCAGGUCUCCCGUUUGUCAUAUAUUUUUUAAACAUGAUUUUCUCUGAGCAUUUUCACUUGAGAAUUCAAGAUAUCAUCAGACACAAUGUUCGUUGUUUCAUACAUGCUUCAAUAUAUGAUAAUAAUGUUUUCAAAUCAAAAUGUUUUAAUUCAUCUUGAACCAUAACAGCGUUAAAUUUAUGAAAUUCUCAUUCCCCAACAUACGGGAGAGGAAGUUGCUUCAGAGCCUUGACAAUUCAUAAAUGUUAGUAUUCGAUGGAUUUUUUUCAUCAAAUGUCCAUGAAUAUUUUUCUUUAUUUUUUUCCUGUUUUUAUUAGCACCAACUUGGUGUCAAGGUGGAAGUCCCCUUUAAAGCUAUCAACUUUCCCAUUUUUUCCCAGGUGAAUCACUGAAUCAUGUAGGGUGAAUUCAGUAAUGUUUUAGUCAUGCACAUAAAAAAUUCAUUGUAUUACCCUAAAAGUAACUAUAAUGACCAGUGCUUUGUUAAAUAAAGCUGAGCGACUGAUCAUUAAAGACAACAUUUAGUUCUUGUGAAUUUGAAUAAUUGAAGAAUAUGCUAUAAAGCGGUUGUGCAAAAUUGUCUGUAGUGCACCAGUGAUUUAGUGAUAUGCAUGCGACUUCUGUAUGGUAGUAGUGAAUUGUAUUACUGAACACUUUUCAUACAUUGUCAUAUCAUACUCAAUAUUUUCUUUAAAUUCAUCAAACUCCACCAAAAAUACACAAAUAUCUACAAAUAAUAAAGAUGUAAAAUUUUUGCCAAGAUCAGUUCCCCUUUUUACGAUAUCAGCUUCCGAUCACACCCCUCUUUACAUGUGAAAGAUUUUGGUCACAUGAAAAUGGUAUUGUAUUACCGAGUAUGUGUUUUCUAUGGGAAAGGUUGGGACAUUUACAAAAUCACUGACACAGGACUGAUUAGCUAUUUUGUUUUGAGAAAAUAAAGACUUUGGAAAUGUGUUUUGAUCCUUUUUCAUCACUUUUCUAUUCAAAUUCUCUUUGGAAGGCUGUUGCAAACCUUUAGCAAAUUGAAAUUAUUUUCUGAUGUGUAAAUGCGCACAUUCGGUAAAACAAUCAAUAACUAUACUAUUUGACCAUCAAUCUUUUGCAGUAGACCAUGAUUAUGUUUCCAAAUUUAAAGGGGAAAAAUGCUCACUCAUUGUGAUUUUCGACACAUUAUUUUCAUUUAUUUUUAAUUGCACAAGGUGAUCAUUAUAAUCAAUUGUAAAAUUUGGUCUUAAAAUCAAUUGUAAAGCUUUGUCCCAGUUCCCAAGUGUCAGUAUAAUGAUCAGUAAUGGAAUGAAUAAGAUGCAUAUGAGCAGUCACUGCAUUACUCUGCAUUAUGCUACUAUUUAUGCUUUUAAAAACAUUAAGAUUCAGUUGACCAUUGGGUGAUAAAUAGCAAUACAUUUUUUUUUCAUGGAAGAAGAAAUUAGGAUCUCAGAUCUUUGCUUGCUAGGGGUUGAAUCAUUGAUGAUGUGCAUUGUGAAUUUCAAUUCUGUAAAUGGGAUUUUAAAUCUCAUUCAUUUGUUGAAAGAGUAUGUAUAUAGUUGUAAAUGAUAUUUUGUUAAAUAUGUAUAUUUAAAUGAAAUUUAAUUUUCAUGAUAUUUUUUUUUUUUAAUGUGACCUUCGUCAUCUCUGCCUUGAGGCUGUCAUAAUUGUGUUGUGACAUGAGAGAUAAUAUUUUGUGUGUGUGUGUUUAGCACAAAUAAAAGACCCCCUUCAAACUAAUAGAUAAAUUAAAGAAAGUAGACAAUAGUAACAAUGAUAAUGAAUAAGUAAUAAUGAGUAUAUAAGGUUAUAAUAAUGGUAAUAAUAGAGAUAGCGCAUAGAGAAGGUUUUUCUAUCAUGGGCUCAAUAAAUCAAUCUUUAUUAAUUGAAAUAGUUUUGAAAUAAAUAAUAAUAAUGAUAGUUAGUACUACACAGACAUGUGGAAUAUGUAGUAUGAGCUUUAAUCCAAAACAGAUCAGACAUUUUAGGUAUUGAAUCUUGAGAGAUUUGAAGAGCUUGUGUUUUUUAAGGUUGCAAUUUUUACAGUGAUACCAAUGCUGACAUUAGAACAGCAUGAACACUAAUUUUAAGUUACAUGUACACAUUCAACUUUCAUAAAAAAUUCAUAAUUUUUCUUGAAUUUAAUGUUAAAAACUGUGUAGUGCCUUUUAAGUGUGGGUGCUUGUUAGUGUCAAAUGUAUAAAUUGAGUAUUCCAUGAAUAGCAAUAAAUAUUUGAUAAUGCUUUACUAAAGUCUCAUCUGUCAGGAAAAGUUCAGCAAUAUUAAAUGAAAACUUCCUAUCAAUAACUCUGAGUAGAUCUGCAAUAAUUAUGAAAUGUUUGAUAUUCGUAUUUGAUCCGUCCACAUAUUCAUUCAAAAUCUGCUUUUCAUGAUUAUUUUGUAUCAGUCACCAUGUAUGAAGGUAUUGUCUCUAAUAUAAGCAUUUAAAAUAAAAUCGUACACUGUAUCAGUGUAUGUUAAAGAUGGUAUUAGAGACAGAAUUUCAGAAUUGUCAAAAGUUUUAUCAUGUAAAUUAUAUAUUGUCACUGACAUUUCUGUCAGUUAUUCUUCCAUGCAUAUAUUUGCACCUCAUUCCAAUGUCACUGGAUUUAAAAUGUAGUAAAAUUGAACUUGUCAUCUUUCAUCCAAACUGAUGUACCCGGAUGUACCACAUUCUGACAGUGCAAAACAUUUUUCAAGAAAAUUGAGUUUGAAUUAUAUACAUUGCAACUGUUUUCCCAAGCCAUCUAAGAUUUUCAUUGUAAGGUAGAAAAAAUACAUAGCAGGGAUACCUCAAACAAUUUAACUUUAUAUUUCCCCCCCCCAUCUCAAGAAUAUGAGAUGUUGCAAGAGAGUUACCUGCUUGUAAUAUUAUUGAGCAGUACGAAUGACUGCGUGUUUUUAAAGCAAAUAGUUUAAUUAUUCUUUUACAUACAGAGUCAAUGCAUCUAGAUACAUUAAACAAAUUUAGAAUGCAUACUAUACAUUUUCUGAAUACAAAUGAUUCCAUCCACCAAAAUUAUUAAGAUUUAGAGUUGUUACAUAUGCCAACUGCAACAGCUUGUUCAUUCCAUCUAUAUGCAGUGCAAGUUUUGACUCUUGAAUUUAUGCUUUGAAGUACAGAGGAGACCUAACAUUCACUGAAAAAAAAGGACUUUUGGUAUCCAUUAUCCAGGCAAGUUACAUGUAUAUGAAUUGACUUUCAUAGCAUUAAAAAAAAGUAUUUGUUCAUGCAAUACUAGAAAUGAGAGUAAUUUGGUUCUCUGAUUUUGCCUUUGAUGAAAAGUUUAGAGUUAGAGCUUCUAGUUUGGUAGGGUUUACUUUUGAUAAAACUAUCUUUAAAAAUCUGUGAUAAGUUGGAGCUUUUAUUUGUUGAUUUUAGAGAGUUGCUUCACAGACCUUUUUUUUUAAUUUGAAUUUUGGAGUGUUUUUAAUAGCAGAAAUGUUUUUAUUCAGUUUGAUCACGCCAUUAAUAUUAUUAUGUGAAUCAGUAGUGUAUUAUUUUGGAGUGACAAGAAUGUGUAAAGUUAAUGUAAUUUUAAGAAAAGUUAUCAAAUUAGGUAACUCAUAAUGCAAAGUACAAUGAGUACAUAUUCCUAUGAAAGAAUAUAGUUUCAAUUUCCAUAGAAAGAAUAAACCAAAAUUGAUUACUUAUAUAAGUACAUAAUUCGAAGUGUGCAUGACUUAGAUUUGCAUGUUGUGUUUUAGUUUUAACUGACUACACUAGCCAUAUAAUAAUUUUAGAUCAUGUAAAAGUCAUAUUAAUUUUCACUUCUUUAAUUUUUGAAGAUUGGUUUCCUAGAUGCAAUGUUUGAUAUUUCUCAUGUUAAGAUGUCCUUAUCUAGAUUUCACAUUCAGUAGAUGUAGACCUGAACAAGAGAGAAAAAUAUUAGGGUAUUUCCAUGAAAGCCAACACCACCAACUAACUUUGAGUUCUGACAAUUUCAAUGAAAUCUUUGAUUUGAUGUCUGUGAAGCAAUAAUCUCUGCAUGUUUCUGUGGAAACUGUCAGAGAAAAAAAUAUGUUGGUGCCAACAAGAUAGUUCAUGAUAAACUUCAUGAAAAUUGGUUCAUAUUUUCAUUUUCUUCAGAGUGCUGACCUGAAUAUCAUGCUGUAUUUAUUAUCAUUUUUUUGUUGAAUGAGAUUCAUAGAAAAUAUAUUUAUUAAAAGUUUUAUGUAGGCAUUCUUUUAGCACUGACUGAAGUGUACAUAGUAAAUGUGUUACUAUCAUCAUGAAGUAGAAAAUAAACUUUGAUUUGU
This is a messenger RNA of Lytechinus pictus (painted urchin), 7848 nucleotides long. Its product is annotated as ankyrin and armadillo repeat-containing protein-like. NCBI's taxonomy places the organism in Eukaryota, Metazoa, Echinodermata, Echinoidea, Temnopleuroida, Toxopneustidae. The record is from RefSeq and is a predicted model, not a curated record. The coding region runs from base 647 to 3334 and encodes 895 amino acids. Gene Ontology annotation, molecular function: protein binding. The transcript has 8 exons.